Messenger RNA from Dama dama (fallow deer), 3558 nucleotides. It is a transcript of the gene CADM3, whose product is annotated as cell adhesion molecule 3. Gene Ontology annotation, biological process: homophilic cell-cell adhesion. The coding region runs from base 136 to 1428 and encodes 430 amino acids. The record is from RefSeq and is a predicted model, not a curated record. NCBI's taxonomy places the organism in Eukaryota, Metazoa, Chordata, Mammalia, Artiodactyla, Cervidae. The transcript is spliced from 10 exons. Gene Ontology annotation, cellular component: presynaptic membrane.
CGCCUCGGCCCCGGGCUCCGAAGCGGCUCGGGGGCGCCCUUUCGGUCAGUGGCGUCGUCUACCCCUCUCCCCAGCACCAGCCCCCAGGGACCCAGGCUCGCCAGCGCCCUGCCAGGGAGCCGGCCGGGAAGCGCGAUGGGGGCCCCUUCCGCCCUGCCCCUGCUCCUGCUCCUCGCCAGCUGCUGGGCGCCCGGCGGGGCCAACCUCUCCCAGGACGGCUACUGGCAAGAGCAGAAUUUGGAGCUGGGAACUCUGGCUUCACUCGACGAGGCCAUCAGCUCCACAGUCUGGAGCAGCCCUGACAUGCUGGCCAGUCAAGACAGUCAGCCCUGGACAUCUGAUGAGACAGUGGUGGCUGGUGGCACCGUGGUGCUCAAGUGCCAAGUGAAAGACCAUGAGGAUUCAUCCCUACAGUGGUCUAACCCUGCCCAGCAGACUCUCUACUUUGGGGAGAAGAGAGCCCUUCGAGAUAACCGGAUUCAGCUGGUUAAAUCUACACCCCACGAGCUCAGCAUCAGUAUCAGCAACGUGGCCCUGGCCGACGAGGGUGAAUACACUUGCUCCAUCUUCACUAUGCCCGUGAGAACGGCCAAGUCCCUCGUUACCGUGCUCGGAAUCCCACAGAAGCCUAUAAUCAGUGGCUACAAGUCAUCAUUACGGGAAAAGGAUACAACCACCCUAAGCUGUCAGUCUUCUGGGAGCAAACCUGCAGCCCAGCUCACCUGGAGGAAGGGUGACCAAGAGCUCCAUGGGGAAUCUACCCGAAUACAGGAAGAUCCCAAUGGCAAAACCUUCACCGUCAGCAGCUCAGUCACCUUCCAGGUCACCCGGGAGGAUGAUGGUGCAGACAUCGUGUGUUCUGUGAACCAUGAAUCUCUUAAGGGAGCUGACAGAUCCACUGCUCAACGCAUAGAAGUUUUAUACACACCAACAGCGAAGAUAAGGCCAGACCCUCCUCAUCCCCGUGAGGGCCAAAAGCUGUUGCUCCACUGUGAGGGACGUGGCAACCCCGUCCCCCAGCAGUACGUGUGGGAGAAGGAGGGCAGCGUGCCCCCGCUGAAGAUGGCCCAGGAGAGCGCCCUGAUCUUCCCCUUCCUCAACAAGAGCGACAGUGGCACCUACGGCUGCACGGCCACCAGCAACAUGGGCAGCUACAAGGCUUACUACACGCUCAACGUGAACGACCCCAGCCCAGUGCCUUCGUCCUCCAGCACCUACCACGCCAUCAUCGGGGGGAUCGUGGCUUUCAUCGUCUUCUUGCUGCUCAUCCUGCUCAUCUUCCUCGGUCACUACUUGAUCCGGCACAAAGGAACCUACCUGACGCACGAGGCGAAAGGCUCCGACGAUGCCCCCGAUGCGGACACGGCCAUCAUCAAUGCAGAAGGCGGGCAGUCGGGCGGGGACGACAAGAAGGAAUAUUUCAUCUAGGGGCGCCCCCCCGGGACCCCAUGGGGACGUCUGGGGCCAUCACCAACCUGGACUUGUACAGAGCGACCCCAGGGCUGCCCCUCCCGCUUGCUCCCCAGCCCCCCCCCCACCCCCCUGUACAGAAUGUCUGCUUUGGGUGCGGUUUUGUACUCGGUUUGGAAUGGGGAGGGCGGGUGGGGAGGGAGGGUUGCCCUCAGCCCUUUCCGUGGCUUCUCUGCGUUUGGGUUAUUAUUAUUUUUGUAACAAUCCCAAAUCAAAUCCGUUUCCAGGCUGGAGGGGCAGGGGCCCUGGGGUGAGGAAAGCAAAACAAACAAACAAACAAACAAGACCCACACAAACAGAAAACCUGGAGUGUUAGGAGGAGGAUGAGGAGAGGGUUAGGGCAGGAAGGAGCUGGGUCAGUUUGGUGGGGGACCCUCACCAGCCCUCGGUCAUGAGAGCCUCUUCCUGGAUUUCUCUGGGGUCGGGGAGGUAGUGAGCAGGAGGCGGGAGGUGGCUUUUCCUCUGUAAGUUGCACACCUUGAGCUCUGCACAGAGAAGGUACCACCUGAUACCCCUCCCCCUCCUCCCUAACAGGACAGGGGUGAAUGGGGGCGCCCCAGGAGAUGUGACCUGCAGCUGGCACACAGCCACGCGGGGCCCAGGGCUUCCCCACGUGGGAGGGCACGGGUCCCUGCAGGAAGGGCAGAUUUGGAGAGAAAGGAUGGCAGAGAUGGCUCUCUCUGCUCUCCCCGCCCCCACCACCCGGCCCCUAUGGUGAAUGAAGCCAGGCCCUUUUUCCAGGAACCACCCUUGGGGGACAGCAGAGCAAGGCUGCCCCUCCUUGCUCUAGCAGCUGUGGGGGAGGUGCGGCUCUGGGCCCUAAACUGCAUCUGCUUCCCCGCCCAGGGGCCCCUGACUCUCUCACUGGAGCCCUGGACUGUUGCACGGCAACCACUUGUCUUAGGCACUGCUCAGCAACUUCGCCUCCCUGUCUUGUGCUGCCCUCUGCCCCCUCCUGUUCUCCAAGCCCUCCCUCCCUCCCUCCCUCAGCAGCCAGGCAGACAGAACAACAAAAAUACUAAAAGGAGCUUCACUGCGCUGAGCUGUUUCCUGCCCAAACGAAGGGAAUAGUCAUGUGUGUGUCGGUGUGUGUCUGUGUGUCUGCGCACUUGUGUAUGUGAGCGAGAGGCAGAGGGGCUCCUGGGCAGGUGGGGGGCUGCGGGGCAUGUGGAGGAGGGCUGUGGGAGCUGACAGGCCCUAGGCAGGCUGGGCACCUCACCUGGGAUGUCGCUCCAUCCUGGAAUUUCCAUGCCGUCCCCAGCGCCCAUCUGUUACGGAGAAAACAGUCCCGGGGUGUGUUUUUGCUCAGUCGUCCAUCUCAUCUCUUCCUGAAACACAGGGCAUUCAACCUCUGCCUCCGUCUCCCCGUCUCGGAGCCACGGAGUCAGUGCUAAAGCCUUUGCUAUGCAUCCCUCAGGCCUCCCGCUGGCACUGACCCUGGAAUGACCACUUCACUUCUUGUCCCCAUAGUCUGUACCCGGUGCGUUGAGGGCUAGGGGCAAAAGCGCCUGUCUCCUUCCCAUCUCCAUUCCAUCCCUGCUUUUGAUUUUCUGUCUUCCUUGUGGCCAAGCCGGUUGCCAUGGAAACGAGGCCACGCGCCCGCCGGCCGCCCCGCCCCAGACCCAGGUGCCCCUUGGCGCCGCUCUCACCCUCCUCCAGCACGUCUUGCUGUCCUGACCACCCAGGGGUGUGCCAAGUGGGGGCAGCUGCAGCCAGCAGGUCUGCCCACCCCCUUCAGUUCAGGUAAUACUGUCGUGAAUCUUCCAGCCGCUGGUUAGGGCCCUGGGCCCCCUCCUCUUAGAGCAGCGAGGCAGCCUAGGGCCCCAGGCCUGUGGUCUCCCUGCCUCCCAGCGCCCGCUUUUGGGAAGAUGACUUUUCCUCUUUGAGCUGAACCACUCUGUCCAUAUUACACAGAAGCCAUAUUUGUACCGGGGGGCGGGGGGGACGGGCCGUCGUGCUGCGUGUGUCUGUCUGGGGGUGGAGGGCGGGGCGGGGAGCAGGGAGGGCACGUGUAUCUUUAUAAUCUUUCUAACUCUCCUGUGCUAAUCUCAGAGGGGCCACCCUCAAUAUAUCUGGAUUAUCCGUGUC